AUGCCAGGCUUCGCUCGGUUGCUUCUACACUUCCUAAACCUCAGCGUCACGAGCAUCGGAAUGUCAGCCGUAAUAUCGGGCGAAGAGCCGGCAGGCGAUGACGGAUCUCAGAUGCCGCCACCGCCCUCACAUGCCCCAAGCGCGAGACAAGAAGGGCGCGCUUCAUACGACAAGCAACUCUUCCCACGCUUGUGGAAAGCCGCCGCAGAUCGAGCCACGGUGGGUGUACAAAGGGCUCUCGGCGCAGAAGUCAAGAAGGGAUCCAAGGGGAUCGCCGCAACAGCUGCCGAUAACGUUGAUCUGGAAGCAGUUUGGGCCAUCUGGACUUCCUCGGUGGACUACUAG
This is a messenger RNA of Tilletiaria anomala UBC 951, 345 nucleotides long. RefSeq lists its product as uncharacterized. The record is from RefSeq and is a predicted model, not a curated record. The transcript is spliced from 2 exons. Bases 1 to 345 code for a protein of 114 amino acids. Lineage: Eukaryota; Fungi; Basidiomycota; Exobasidiomycetes; Georgefischeriales; Tilletiariaceae.